AUGUCAGUCCAGGACCCGUCCCCGUCCCCGGCGGCGCGGCCCAAGCGCACGUCGUCGGCGCCGAUCCGGCCCCCCGACUACGCGCACAGCCCGGCGCAUCACUGCGUCGCGAUGCGGGACGCCGCCGGUCUGUCCGCCAUCCUCGCCGGCCUCCCUCCCCUCGCCCACCCGUCGCGCAUCCUCUCCGCCGCGGACGCCUCGCGCGAGGCCCGCCUCGCGGCAUCCGUCUCCGCGGCGCUCGACCGCCGCGACGUGCCAGGCGGGGACACCGCGCUCCACCUCGCCGUGCGGCUCCGGCUCCCCUCCCUCGCGUCCGCGCUCGCCGCCGCCGGCGCGGACCCCACGCUCCAGAACCACGCCGGCUGGACGCCGCUCCAGGAGGCGCUCUGCCUCGGCUGCAAGGAAAUCUCCGCCUUCCUCCUCCGCGCGCACCGGCUGGCGGCCUGGGCCAAGCUCCGCCGCCGGGCGCCCGCGCUCUCCGCCGCGCUCCGCCGGGUCCAGGACUUCUACCUCGAGGUGGACUUCCACUUCGAGAGCUCCGUCGUGCCGCUGCUCUCGCGCGCCGCGCCCUCCGACACCUACCGCAUAUGGAAGCGCGGCGCCAACCUGCGCGCCGACACCACGCUCGCCGGGUUCGACGGCCUCCGCAUCCGCCGCGCCGACCACUCCUUCCUCUUCUUCGGCGAGGAGACCGACGCCGGCGGCCGCCUCCUCCCGCCCGGCUCGCUCCUCGUGCUCCACCGCGGCAAGCGCGAGGUGCACGACGCCUUCGCGGCGGCCGCCGCCGCCGGCGACGAGGACGCGGCCACCUCCGACGCCGCCGCCUACCGGCCGGGCCUCAACAUCACCUCCGCGAGGCUCGUGCCGAGGACCACGUGGCUGCGCAAGGAGAAGAUGGAGAACGUCGGGGAGUGGAAGGCGCGGGUCUUCGACGUCCACAACGUCGUCUUCUCCUUCCGCACGCUCAAGGCUGCCAGCGCCGGCCGCAAGGACUUCACAUUCGAGCUCGCAGUAGAUGAGGACGACGAGUUCUUGCCGCUGGAGAUCCGGGAUGACGACGAGGACGGCGACUUCUUGGUCGCGGACAUCCCCCCGCCCCCGUCGCGGCGCAGCUGCUACGUGCCCGGCCGGCGCAGCGUCGCAGGGCCGCCCUCGCACAUGGGGACGCCGCAGAGGAGGAGGAACAGCGUGGACGUGCCGCGCCGGCUGCCGACCUGCGCGUCAGUGGGCCGCGGCGAGGACAGCAUGUUCGGCCGGCCCGCGGCCACCGGGGGAACCAAGUGGAAGGAGGAGGAGACGGUGAAGACGCUGCGGCCGACUGUCUGGCUCACAGAGGAUUUUCCUCUGAGCGUCGACGAGUUCUUGCCGUUGCUGGACAUCCUGGCGACCCGGGUGCGCGCCGUUCGCCGCCUCCGUGAGCUGCUCACCACCAAAUUUCCACCGGGGACAUUCCCUGUCAAGGUUGCGAUCCCUGUUGUUCCAACUGUCAGGGUAGUCAUAACUUUCAACAAGUUCGUCCCCCUUGUGGAGCCAGAGGAGUUCUUCACGCCGAUGUCGAGCCCCAGCCUAUUGGCGAGCCCAGGUCCAGGCUCCAUCAUGCCUAAGCCAGACGUCCACAAGAGCUCCUAUCUGAGGUGGACGUCGAAGAACUCCAGAGCAAAACCAGUGAACCUGUCGCAGGUCGCGGACAACACCGACCCCUUCACCAUACCCAGCGACUACACCUGGGUAAACCUGGGUUCCAGCAAGAGCAAAGACAAGAAGUCAUCCAAGACCAGUAAAAAAGGCAAGAGCAAAGAGACCUAACUGUCUAGCGGUGUCUAGAGUUAGUGUGGAGCUAAUACACCAUUGCUCAGAAGGCCAGAACCUGUAAUUACCGAGCAUCUGGGAUGAGCCUCCUAAAUACCUAGAGUUAGCGUGUACUGUAUUUGCCAGGAAACAGCUGGUGUGGAACCAGGUCUGCUGAUUUUCAUUUCCUCUUUAUGUUUGCCUCUUGUUCACUGACUGUUGUUCUUCAGCAAUGUUGUUGUAAAAACUGGGCGGCACCAAAUUGCAGAAGCUGCUAUUUUAGAUGCUACAAGGAUUCCUUCAGUUCUUCUAUAUCUA
Lolium rigidum is the source of this 2106-nucleotide messenger RNA. RefSeq names its product ankyrin repeat domain-containing protein 13C-like. Gene Ontology annotation, cellular component: cytoplasm. The record is from RefSeq and is a predicted model, not a curated record. Gene Ontology annotation, molecular function: protein binding. Bases 1 to 1806 code for a protein of 601 amino acids. The transcript has 2 exons. Lineage: Eukaryota; Viridiplantae; Streptophyta; Magnoliopsida; Poales; Poaceae.